Trypanosoma grayi is the source of this 330-nucleotide messenger RNA. RefSeq lists its product as hypothetical. Lineage: Eukaryota; Euglenozoa; Kinetoplastea; Trypanosomatida; Trypanosomatidae. The transcript has a single exon. The annotation marks the transcript as partial. The record is from RefSeq and is a predicted model, not a curated record.
AUGCCCAUAACGGGAAACGCCGGCGGCUCCAGGAGGAUGCUUCUGAUGAGCUGUCUCUGUCUGCCUUCUCGUGCUCCACGUGCGGAUUCCAGCGCCACAGCAAAAUAUGGACCCACUAGGCACCGCACAUUUAGCCAUCGAUUCAGGCCGGACCUCAUGAAACCAAGCCAACGUGGACAGUGCGAAGAGACGAGCAUGCACCUAUUGAGCUGUCCCGCAUUAAAGAGUCUACGGUGUCACUUUGGGGCGGAUGGGGGCGACAUGGAGAAGUUAUGUUUCAUGAAGUUUUCCCGAUGCCUGCUGGCAGUGGAAAGGCUUCGUCCUCAACAG